CUCCUUAGUGUGAAAACCGUGAACAUGGCAACCCGGCUGCAGCGGUCGUCAUGGUAACGCGUGUGUCUGAUGGCGCGGCUGCUGGGAGAGACGGUGUAUGAGAUCAGCGCGCGGGGACCCGCCCCGAUCAAAGACCACUUCUGUCUACAGAUCACUCGGACUGAGGUGAUCUGGCGAUGGUGGAGGAUUUCUCUGCGCGCUAAUUCCCGCAGCAUGAGACCGGGAGAAGUGAGGGAGUCACACGGCGAGUAUCUGGACGACAGACGGCUGCAAGGUCAGGUGUUGAUGGUGUUCGGUCCCCGUGUGCUGCAGUACUCGGUGUGUCUGUGUCAGGGACAGUACGAUUAUCUCCACCGUCUCCCGGACUCGUUGCUCCUCCUCAUUAUGGCACACCUGGAGCUGGAGGACGUGGCGCGGCUGGCGCUCACCUGUCGCAGGUUCAGGGAGCUCUGUAGCUCGGACCAGUUCUGGGAGCAGACCGUACGCCUGCGCUGCGACACGGUGUCCCCCGGGAUGGAGGAUCUGGCUCGAGACGUGGGAUGGAGGUGUGUGUUCUUCACCAACAAACUCCAGCUCCAAAAGCAGAUCCACCGCCGCAGGGCGGGAAACGACCUCACACACACGGCGGAGGGACACGGCGACACGUCUGAGCAAUAACACGGAAGCGUCACACACCAGGACACACAGUGCACACACUCCAUACUCAAACAUUUUAAUACACAGUUCACACUUUAUAUAAAAAGAAAUCAUCGUUUGCUUAAUAUUUCAGAGCAAUUUUGUAAAUUAUAUUCAAGAAGAAAAAAUAAUUUUUAACUGUAUGUUAAAAUAUUAAUUUGGUUCUUAUUAAUUAUAU
Molecule: messenger RNA, 853 nt
Organism: Clarias gariepinus (North African catfish)
Lineage: Eukaryota; Metazoa; Chordata; Actinopteri; Siluriformes; Clariidae
Gene: fbxo36b
Product: F-box protein 36b
Exons: 4
Coding region: 70-657 (195 amino acids)
Molecular function (GO): protein binding
Source: RefSeq, a predicted model, not a curated record